AUGCUACUCAUCAACUCAACAAUGGCGCAAUCCUCCAUCCUCCUUGUCGAGUUGAAAGCACCAACAUUUCAAAGGCCGGUUAUAUCUGAAUGUCAUUCUGGAACACAUAUCUAUUUUGACUCUGAGACAGCUGCAGGAAAAGAAGUGUUUCACAGGUCAAGGAGCAGACCAGCCAGCGUCUUCUCCUUGCUGACUGACUUCAAUUCGUCGCUGUUGGAUGGACCGUUGAUGGAAAAGAUCUUUAGCAGAAUAUUCAAGAAGAGUUUUUGGAAACUGAGAACUAAAACGCAGACAUGGUUCGAGAAAAGGAGUAGCAUAGCUGAGGGCCUGACUUUCCACCUCAAAAGACCAGGAAUCUCGCCAAUUUACACAGAGGUGUCUCAUCCAGCUCUAGGAUUAUCGGAUGGACACUUUGGUCGAUACAUUUGA
This is a messenger RNA of Eruca vesicaria subsp. sativa (arugula), 429 nucleotides long. NCBI's taxonomy places the organism in Eukaryota, Viridiplantae, Streptophyta, Magnoliopsida, Brassicales, Brassicaceae. The record is from the annotation of a GenBank genome assembly.